CGGAACCAGUAGUGUUUGAUGUCUGGUUCUGAGCGCUCGCUCGCGUCGCCGCUAUCAAAAAUGAAACAUGUGAAUAAAGAUUUACAGCGUGAGAGAGAGAGAUGCACUUUUGAUGUUAAAGAGCUGACCACGAUCAUCGAUGGUAGUGAAGAAAGAACUUCGAAGAGGAAGGAAAGAGAAAGAAGAAUGUUAAGCCGGAACCACGAGUUCGCAGGAGAUGUUCCUGAAGACUAUCUGAGCAAUAAGGAGGUUUACGAGCGCGGCAUCCAGAAGUCCGUGGUGGCGUUCAGCAUUGUACGCGAUAUGCAGGCGGAGGGCAAGAGCAGCGUUGAGGAUUAUAGAGACGUGAUCUCAUCUCUCCUUCAAUCGUCUACACUCCGAGAUGGAUCAGCCUUCGUGCUCCACUACAUGAUGUUCAUGCCCGCGAUCCUGUCCCAGGGCUCCGAGGAGCAGCAGGCGGAGUGGAUGCCAAGAGCGUGGAACUGCAGCAUAAUUGGGAGUUACGCGCAAACGGAGCUGGGCCAUGGCACCUUCAUCCGUGGCCUGGAGACCACAGCUACCUACGACCCUGACUCUAAAGAGUUCGUCCUCAACACGCCGACCCUAUCAUCUUAUAAAUGGUGGCCGGGAGGCUUAGGACACACGGCCAACUUCUGCCUUGUCGUUGCUCAACUGUACACAAAAGGCGAAUGUCAUGGCAUCCACACCUUUAUGGUCCAGAUUAGAGAACUGGACACCCACAUGCCGCUGCCUGGCAUCAAGGUUGGUGACAUUGGCGUGAAGCUUGGUCUGAACGCUGUUAAUAAUGGCUUCCUCGGGCUGGACAACGUGAGGAUACCCAGGAACCAAAUGCUCAUGAAACAUGCUCAGGUUUUAGAGGACGGUACAUACGUGAGAUCCCGGCACAGCAAGCUGAACUACGGAGCCAUGGUGUUUGUUCGGGUGGUGAUCGUAUUCGACAGUGUCAACUACCUGUCGAAAGCUGUCACCAUCGCCACCAGGUACUCUGCUGUGAGGAGACAGUCGCAAAUAAAGGAGAGUGAACCAGAAGUGCAGAUCCUGGACUAUUUGACCCAACAACACAAGAUCUUCAUCGGCAUAGCAGCCAGCCACGCGCAGCGGGUGACCGCGAGCAAGCUGUGGGAAACCUUCCACGAUAUCACGAAACAACUGAAUGACGGCAACAUGGAUAGACUUUCUGAGCUGCAUGCUCUGGCCUGCUGCCUCAAAGCUAUCAGUACAUCGGACGCUGCCAACUACGUAGAGAGCUGCCGGCUGGCUUGCGGUGGACAUGGCUACAUGCAGUCCUCCAACCUGCCCGUCACUUAUGGUCUGGUCACUGCAGCCUGCACUUAUGAGGGAGAGAAUACUGUACUGCUAUUGCAAACCGCUAGGUUUCUGGUGAAGACAUGGCAAAGCAUGGAUACCCAGGAGCUGACUCCCACAGUCACGUACAUGAAGAGUGCUCAGAAGAAUACAAAUAAAUGGGAAAAUACCAUCGAAGGCAUCAUAGAUGGCCUGGAGAUUGUUGCGAUGAGAAAUGUGUCAGCGUGCGUGGACAGCAUUAAAAAGAGGACGGCUUCAGGGUUCUGCUAUGAAGAGGCAUGGAAUCUCACCUCCAUACAGCUGGUCGCUGCAGCCGAGGCCCAUUGCAGAGUCAUAAUCAUAUCGACAUUCUACGAGGAAAUGAGGAAGAUAUCAGCUAAAGUGUCCGAGUCUCUGAAACCGGUUCUGAUGCUUUUGGUUGAGCUGUACGCCGUCUACUGGGCGCUGAAGAAGGUCAAUGACCUGCUGAGGUAUACUCGUAUAACAAGUAGUGAUGUAGUUCGACUUCAAGGCUGGUACGAAGACCUCCUACUUCGGAUGCGACCCAACGCUGUGGGCCUGGUAGAUGCUUUCGAUAUCACAGACGACAUGUUAUGUUCUACGCUGGGUUCAUACGACGGUCGUGUGUACGAGCGUCUGAUGGCCGAGGCUCUGAAGAGCCCGCUCAACGCUAAACCUGUUAAUGACAGCUUCCACAAGUACCUCAAGCCCUUCAUGCAGGGCAAGCUAUGACGUCAACUCGUAAAGUUUUAUUGUUAUAAAAAAAAAUUAAGUGGAAAUUUAUUUCAUAUUUGAACAUCAACUUGUGGUUGGUGGAGACCGCGCCACAAGAGAAGUCCCUGGAUGCGGUGCUACAGUCGCUGACAACAACUACGUGGCCAAUAAGUUAUUGAUAUCACCACAUAUUGCAACGGGAUAUUUUUUCGUAGCGCAAACUCGUUUUCAUUCGAAUAAUAUGCAAGGAUAGCCUUGGAUUUUUCUGAGCGUGUGUGAUUGAUUUUGUAAAGCCAAGAUAAAAUAUUGUGUAUUUUAUCAAAAAAAUUAUUUAUAUCUUAGUACGUUACACAAAGACUGUGAUGGUAUUAGAAUAAGUUUUGAAAGGGUUGUUUUAAUAAAUGUGGUGUGAUCCAAAAGC
Plodia interpunctella (Indianmeal moth) is the source of this 2461-nucleotide messenger RNA. RefSeq names its product probable peroxisomal acyl-coenzyme A oxidase 1. The record is from RefSeq and is a predicted model, not a curated record. Gene Ontology annotation, cellular component: peroxisome. Lineage: Eukaryota; Metazoa; Arthropoda; Insecta; Lepidoptera; Pyralidae. Gene Ontology annotation, biological process: fatty acid beta-oxidation using acyl-CoA oxidase; lipid homeostasis. The transcript has 14 exons. Bases 19 to 2058 code for a protein of 679 amino acids. Gene Ontology annotation, molecular function: FAD binding; acyl-CoA oxidase activity; fatty acid binding.